This is a messenger RNA of Aspergillus aculeatus ATCC 16872, 2430 nucleotides long. RefSeq lists its product as uncharacterized. The transcript has a single exon. The coding region runs from base 500 to 2200 and encodes 566 amino acids. The record is from RefSeq and is a predicted model, not a curated record. NCBI's taxonomy places the organism in Eukaryota, Fungi, Ascomycota, Eurotiomycetes, Eurotiales, Aspergillaceae.
UCGGACGUUGGAGUGCCGGAGACUGCCUCCAGUCCGCUUUACGGACUUCUUUCCUCAGUAUAUAUGACGCCCGCAUGUGUGCUUGAUAGCCCCCCGCCUCCCCCCUCCAAAACAUUUCCAGCUGAAGUUAUCAGCAUAUAUUGUCAUUCAGAACCUAGUUAUCUCUUGUCAUCCCUGUGAUGCUGUGACUAUUGCUUUCUUCAUCCUCCAGCUCACUCUUCACUCACUGUGAUCCCAUCCAUCCACUCCAGACGAACCCGCCUCCUACAGUAUGGCGAAAAUCAACUCAGACAACCGGGUUCCGCCUGUCCCUCCAGUCCCCCCGGUCCCUCCUAUUCAUCACCCUCCCGUUCAGUUAAACGAGCACCCUCGUAUAGUAUCAAUCAACCCCCAAGAUCAAGCGAGUCCAGAAUACUUGAUCAACUCCAUGAACCGGCUCCAUGUACAGACCGAGAGGGCUUCCAACAAGAACACACAGAAGCCAGGAGGCAUAGCUGCCAUGAAUGACGUUGAUGCUGCCGCUCCCCUCUUCUACUUGGGGUAUACCUUCUUCAAGGCCACCCCCACCCCCGGGAAGAAGAGCACCUGGAGUCAAGUUGAGAGAGCGAAGAUGCACCUUAGCCAAUCAGACUUGAUGAACAUGGUGGUCAACCGGACCAAGAAGCUAUCCGUGGCCGAGCAAUACCAUUCUUUGUCCAAGGUGAAGCGGGCCCACGUCGACCAACUGAUUCACGAGCUUAGGGCCAGCGGUCCCCGAUUCGAAUGGACUUGCGUCUAUGUGAAGGAGGACGAGAAACCUGUUAGAGGCAAGAAUACUCGACGCGGUGAUUAUGAGACGGUCUCGUUAGAAGUUAUCAUCCGGAAGAAGGCUGCAAGUUUGGUAUAUCCGCAGGUUUCUGUCAAUGAACCUGUGGAGAGAAUAACCCCUACCGGAGACACCUUUCAAGCCCCUAGCAGCCAUACUCUGUUCAACAGGGAACCCAGGUUGAGUCAAACUGUUCCUCCAACCAAUCCAUUGGCCAGGCACGCAGGAUCUGCCAUCCCCCAGAGGCCUGCCGUCCAUCGAGGGUCUGCUGUUCCUCAAGGGCCUGCCGUGCAUCAGGAACCUGCCACCCAUCAAGGACCAGUGCCAGCAAGCAUGGCAGAUAUCCAGCAGCCACUGCCUUCCAGGCCAAAUCAUCAGCCUCCACCUCCUCCACCACAGCAUUCAUUCCCGACAGGAGUACAGCGGCCCAUCCCCCAGGAGCAAUGGGCGGCUUGGAUACAGCAGGGGAUGCCAGCUGUUGCGCACCCACAGUAUCGACAUUCUGCAGGAAUUCAAGAUUCUGCGGCCCCUAUUACAGAGCAUGAGAUGCAAAGGGGCAUCCCACAGAUGCCGACCAUGUGGAAUGAUCCUCGCGGAGCUUCUGUCACACAGGGUGUGGCUCACCGAGGUCCCAAUAUCCAUCUUCAACCCAGCCCGUUGAAGCCACCCGAGUUGCAUGAGCUAGGUAAGACCAGGGCUCAUACCCCUACGCAUCCUAAGCCUGAUCAUAUCAACGCAGCAAUGCCCGUCGCAGAGCCAGAGACAGACCUAGGCAUUGAGUCAAGUAGUGUGGGCGAUGGGGAGUCUGAGUUCGACUUUGACGACGAAAGUUCAAUGUCCGAGGGUUCGGAUGAGGGGUCAGAAGCCGAAGAGAACCCUCAACCUCAGCCAUGGCGAGGCAGUCUCUACCGUCGCCAUUCAGCCCCCAGCACCAAGCAGGUUUAUCGAACGCACUAUCGCAAACAGCCUCAGAAAGGCAAUUCAAAUCAGGGGACCGGUCGCAGUGGUUACCCUGCUGGUUCCAUUGAUGUGGUCCCUGCCAAGAGUAAUCACAACGACCCUAGGGUCAUUCUCAGCCGAGAAGUUACACGGCCGGCCCGAGAUCGGCCCAAGAUUAUCCAGGCGCCUGUUCCUCCCGAGGGGUUAGACAUGAAGCAACUGGUCGAGGAGAGAAUUGGCCGCUAUGAUGGCGGACGGAUGCGAAACGAUAUUCGAACCCGGAUGUUGGACGAUCGGGAGGCGCGACUGGAGCAUCGCGAGAGACUAUUAGACCUCAAAGCGCGGGUCCUGGAGGAGGAGUGGGACAGUACAUGUUACCUGCCCCGACGCAUGUCCCUCCGUGACUCAGGGUCGUUUUAUGCCCGACGAUAUCGUCCGUUGGACGAUCUUCGCUGAGUUCCUCCCUUUAAUUAUGUACUCAUGUGAUUCUUGAUUGUUAUGGUGAAUCGGGGGUUUUUUUUCUCCGGUUAAGUUCUCCGUUUAAUUUUCGGGCGUUUCCUCGGGUGAAGGGGAGGUGUGGGUAUGCUAUAACGUCAUUGCAGCGGGUGUGUGUUUUGGAGGUUGGCAGAGAAGUCGUAGUAGUUUCAACACCAAUUUAGUUUGAUGGAUACACCUGAAAUCAAUUG